UAGCCAUGUCAUUCAGACUUCUAACAGUAAUCUUAGCCUAUUUUCUAGUUCACACCCCUGCUGCUGGUGCAGCAGCUUUUGACGAUGUUGGGUUCAUCUAUCAAGGAUUUCACUCAUCAAAUCUUAGCCUGGAUGGAGUAGCCAAAAUCACCAGCAAUGGCCUUCUAUGGAUAACCAACACCACCAACUUACAGACGGGACAUGCCUUCUAUCCUAAUCCCAUCAAAUUCAAGAGCACAUCUAAUAGUUCAGCUUUCUCCUUUUCCACCCAAUUUGUGUUUGCUAUGGUAACUGGGCUCCCAGGCAUUCCAGGUGAGGGAAUAGCUUUUGUGAUUGCGCCAACAAGAGGCCUUGCAGAAGGGGCUUCCACACGUUUCCUCGGCCUCUUCGACGCAAGUACAGAUGGCAAUAGAACAAAUCACCUUUUUGCCGUGGAGCUUGACACUAUCCAAAACCCAGAUUUUGACGAUAUCAAUGACAACCAUGUUGGUAUUGACAUUAACUCUAUGAGGUCCAAGGUAUCCCAGCCAGCAAGUUACCGGGCUAAUAACAAGAAUUCAUUUGAUAACUUAACUCUUGCCAGCGGUCAACCGAUGCAACUUUGGGUGGAAUACGAUGGGAUGGAUAGGAGAAUCGAUGUUACAUUAUCUCCAAUAGCGGCUGCUAAACCACAUACUCCUCUUUUGUCUCUGAGAUAUGAUCUUUCACCAAUUUUACGGCAAACCAUGUAUGUUGGCUUUUCUGCAGCCACUAGUCCAAUCAACAGCGGGAUAGGUAAUUUUGUACUGGGAUGGAGCUUCAAGAUGAAUGGUGAUGCGCAAGCGCUUGAUCUCCCUCGGCUCCCCAAGCUUCCUCGGUUGGGACCUAAGAAAGUUUCUAAAUUUUUCACCGUGGGAUUGCCCCUGCUUUCCAUACUUUUGCUGUCGAUUGUAGCUUUUGGGGUAGCUUAUUAUUUAAGGAGGAAGUGGAAGUUUGCAGAAGUGCUGGAAGAAUGGGAACUUGCCUAUGGGCCUCACAGGUUCAAGUACAAAGAUUUAUACAUUGCCACCAAGGGGUUUACACAAAAACAGCUGUUAGGGGAAGGCGGAUUUGGCCAGGUCUACAAAGGCGUGUUGCCGACAAACAUGGUUGAGGUUGCUGUCAAGAAGGUCUCUCAUCGAGCAAGACAGGGAAUGAGAGCAUUUAUUGCAGAAAUCGUCAGUAUUGGGCGCUUACGCCAUAGAAAUUUAGUGCCACUGUUGGGUUAUUGUCGGCGUAAAGGAGAGUUGCUUUUGGUAUACGAGUUCAUGUCCAAUGGUAGUCUAGACAAGUUUCUGUACAACCAACCAAACUGCGCCCUCAACUGGAGCCAAAGAUUUCGAGUCAUCAAAGGAGUAGCGUUAGGAUUACUGUAUCUACACGAAGAAUGGGAGCAAGUAGUGAUCCACCGAGAUGUAAAAGCCAGUAAUGUAUUGUUAGAUGAUGAACUGAAUGGGAGAUUAGGAGAUUUCGGCCUGGCAAGGCUAUACGAUCACGGAACUCUCCCUCAAAGCACCCAUGUAGCGGGAUCUAUUGGCUACCUUGCCCCUGAGCAUAAUAGGACUGGGAUGGCAACAACGAGCACUGAUGUGUAUGCUUUUGGGGCGUUUUUGCUAGAGGUUGCCUGUGGAAGAAGGCCGAUAGAACCCCGAGCAGAACCAGCAGAUAAUAUCAUUUUGGUUGAUUGGGUAUUUUCUUGCUGGAAAGCAGGUUGUGUACUCCAGGCAGUUGAUCAUAAUUUGGGUAAUGAGUAUGUGAAAGAGGAAGCAGAAUUGGUGUUGAAACUGGGCUUGCUAUGCUCUCAUUCAGAACCAAAGAUUAGGCCAAGUAUGAGACAAGUUCUGUUGUACUUGGAGGGAUCAGUUGCCUUGCCAGAUUUAUCAUCACUAGCCAUGGGCGUUUCUGCUGUUGGCAUUGGCUUCACCCAUCCUGACUUCGAAGAUAUUACAUCGUCAUUUGCAACUUCCAGAGACAGAUGUUACUCACAUUCUGUAGCAGACUCCCUUCUGUCUGGUGGUCGGUAAUUAAGAUGCAUAUCUUUCUAAUUUUGUAGAUUUAGGAAAAAAAAGAAGAAGAAGAAGAAGAAGAAGAAGAAGAGAGCUUCGACUCCUGUGAUUAUUUUGUUGGAGUGCAUUUUCUAACAUAUCUGUUCUAUUUUUAUUAUCUUUAUCCCCACCAGAACCCCCUGUACUCUUUAUUAGUGCGGCAUCCCAAAUAUGCCAUGUUUUAAUAUUUUGUAAGUUUGUUCUUUUACCCUUUUCUGUAUUUUCUAUUCUCUAG
Messenger RNA from Coffea eugenioides, 2298 nucleotides. Its product is annotated as L-type lectin-domain containing receptor kinase IV.1-like. Gene Ontology annotation, molecular function: carbohydrate binding; ATP binding; protein kinase activity. Gene Ontology annotation, biological process: protein phosphorylation. NCBI's taxonomy places the organism in Eukaryota, Viridiplantae, Streptophyta, Magnoliopsida, Gentianales, Rubiaceae. The record is from RefSeq and is a predicted model, not a curated record. The coding region runs from base 6 to 2042 and encodes 678 amino acids. The transcript has a single exon. Gene Ontology annotation, cellular component: plasma membrane.